Scleropages formosus (Asian bonytongue) is the source of this 1195-nucleotide messenger RNA. RefSeq names its product outer mitochondrial membrane lipid metabolism regulator OPA3 (gene opa3). The record is from RefSeq and is a predicted model, not a curated record. Bases 4 to 543 code for a protein of 179 amino acids. Gene Ontology annotation, biological process: regulation of lipid metabolic process. Gene Ontology annotation, cellular component: mitochondrion. The transcript is spliced from 3 exons. Lineage: Eukaryota; Metazoa; Chordata; Actinopteri; Osteoglossiformes; Osteoglossidae.
UCAAUGGCCCGAUUCCUCCUGGUAACCCGGGCCAGGUGGGAGGAUCACAGCUGGGACAGUGUUUCCGCCAAGAUGGUUGUCGGCGCUUUUCCCAUCGCCAAACUCCUCUACUUGGGGGUGCGACAGAUGAGUAAGCCGGUGGCAAACCGAAUAAAAGCUGGGGCUCGGAGAAGUGAAUUCUUCAGGAAUUAUAUCUGCCUACCGCCGGCGCAGUUGUAUCACUGGAUUGAGAUGAGGACGAAGAUGAGGAUCAUGGGAUUCCGAGGUGCUGCCAUAAAGCCCCUGAAUGAGGAGGCAGCUGCAGAACUGGGUGCAGAGCUGCUGGGAGAGGCAAUCAUAUUCAUGGUGGGUGGUGCCUGCAUGGUGCUGGAGUACAGCAGACAGGCGGCAAACUCACGCCGUAAGGAGGAAGAGCUCAACCAGAAUAUUACCAGCCUGCAGACACAGCUGGCAGAGCUCACCCUUGUCACUGAAACCCUGGAUGCCCAGCUGAGGGAGGUCAACCGAGUACUGGUGGCCCUGCCUGCUCCCACUAGUAAAUAGCAGGAUGCUCCUAGAAGGUUUGGUAUAUAGCUGGUUUUGUGUCGAAAAGGGAAUCUUUGAGACGGCAAUGAGAUGGUUCAGUCAGAUACAUGGGUCUCCUCCCUAAGAACAAUACUGCCAGAAGCAGAGCUCAUCCCCAGCUACUUGUAAAAUAAAAAUCAUCAUGACAAUACAAGUGUGAACUGUGCUGUUAGGUGUACUGUAUGAUAAAGUGAAGGCAGCUUGACUGCUGACCAUUUUUCUCCAACGCUAAGGCAUAUACUAGCAGACAGUUUUACUGCCAGCUGUACCAUUUUUUAAGAUACUGAUUUGAAUUUAAAACAUGGCAGCUGACAUCUUUGGCAGUGGGAGAUGGAUUGAUCAGUGACUUAUACUGUAACAAGGUUACUAUAAUUACAUUUGUUCUUGGAUUAUGAUAUUUCACUGUUCUAAAAAAACUGAAAAUGGUUCUGAUAUCAUCUUAUGAGAGCUACUUGUUUCUCCUCUGAAUACAUUGAAAAUUCAUAUAAAAGCCUCCUAGCUUGACUGCAGCCCUUUGUAAUAGGAACCAAUUUACAUGAUCAAUAUUUGAAACGAGGGUGCUCUCAGACAGCAAGGGGAUUUAUGAAACUUGUUAAAGCACCUGUAAAAUGUACAACUUAUUGUAAUUGAG